UGUUGUUAUUCGUUUGUGAUUUCGAUCGGAAAAAACAAUUGGAAAUAGCGCCAGGUUGGUGUGCGUUUUGUGGACGGAAGUGACGGGAUCCGGCGGAUUGUUCUCGCACCCCAUCUCCGCAGCUGCAGCGCCCUCCCGCGGGAUUCCACGUACGUUUCCGUGCGCGUGUGUGUUGUGCGCGUCGGUGCACGGUGUCGUGCAUUCGUGAGCAGCAAAAAGGUCACCGUAUUUCGAGUCGCAAAACAAACACCGAUCGACGGACUCCGUCACGAAAAUGGUGAAACGGAAGCCCCAGGCCAUGAUUGACUCCGAGAGCAGCAGCGAUUCCGAUUCCGGAUCCGAUCUGGACUCGGAGCUACUUUCACUUGCGAAGAAGAAAAAAGGAACCCGCAUGGCGUCGGCAUCACCGAACAAUGCGAAUCACAACCGAUCCGCUUCCGGGUCUGGGUCCGACUCGGACUCGGAAGAUGACGAUGACGACGACGACGAAGACGACGAGGAGGAGGAUGAGUCCGGCUCCGAAGCGAUGGCCACGCGCAAGAAGAAGGGUAGCGGCAAACCGACGUCCUCGUCCGAGUCGGAAACGGAACACGAAGGACCGGAUGAUGACCGGAAGCGUGUCAAAAUGAGUGCCCCGGUUGCGAUGCCCGGGAGCGUGAAUAACGUAACCGCUGGAGGUGGCGUAAAGCGCAAACAUGAAGAGGACGGGAACAAAUCCGAGCCGGAAGAGGGCCAGGUGUCGUCCGAUUCGGACGAAGGCCGCAAGGGAGCGGCUGGGGUGGUGCCGGUGGGCGUGGGGAACGCUGUUGAUGCGAGUGAUGACGAUUCGUGUGGAGGAUCCAGCGACGAUGAUGACAGCAGCAGCAGUAGUAGCAGCAGCGAUUCCGAGUUUAACGAUGGGUACGACGAAAACCUGAUGGGCGACGAAGAGGACCGAGCUCGACUCAACGGUCUGUCGGAGAAGGAACGGGAGACGGAAAUUUUCAAACGCAUCGAACGGCGCGACGUGAUGAAGACGCGCUGGGAAAUCGAAAGGAAGCUGAAGCUGGCGAAACGGGCCGAGAGGGCACGGGACAAGCAGGCACAGCCGGAAAAGAAGAAGCGGCGGAAGGAGAAGAAGAAAGCACAGAAGAAGGCAGCGGCGGCGGCGGCCGCGGCAGCCGCUGCGGCCAAUGCCGAGCGAGAGCGACGGAAGGUUGCGGCAGCCGCGGCUGCUCAGGCAUCGGCAGCCAGUGCGGCGGCGGCUGCAGCAGCGGCACUGGCGGCUAAAUCGAUUGUCCCGGCGGUGGCGGGAGAAUCGCGUGAUUCGCCCAAGCAUAUAGAAGGGAACGACGGCACCAGCGGCAUCGGGGCGAUCCGGUCGGACAGUCGAUCUUCAUCGCCGGAGAAAAAAAGCGACGAUGUAUCGAGCGCUUCCGAGUACUUUGAUCCGAAGGAACGCUCGAAGGAGCGCAAAAAGACGGUGGAAGCGAACCGGACGGACGACAAGCGCAGCAAUGCGAUGGCCAUGCUGAAGGCGAAACGCGAAGGAAAGGCCAAGCGCGAGGAGGAGGAAGCGAAACGGGAGGCACAGCGCAAGCAGGACGCUAGUCAGCAGCAGGAGGACAAAGAGGAACUGGAUGACGUGCCGGGCGGGAAGUCGCAGAUGAAGCUGAAGGCGUCGGACAUCUACUCGGACGAUUCGGGCAGCUCGGAUGACGACGAUGAGGACCGCGAGGACGGGGGCAAAAAGUCCGACCGACGGUCACGUUCCGGCAGCGGUGGAAGUGGCGCUAGCGGCAGCGACAGCCGCUCGUCCAGCGAUUCCGAGGGUGACGAUAAGGAGAAAAAGUCUGGCUCCGGAUCGGGCUCGGGUUCGGGGUCUGGCUCGGGGUCGGGUUCCAGCAGCCGGAAGCCGGUCGCGAUCAGUUCCAAUGCCGAGUUGAACAAACUGCGAAUCUCGCGCCACAAACUCGAACGCUUCAUCAAUCUGCCGAUCUUCGAGCCAACGGUGAUGAACUGCUUCGUGCGGAUAAAUAUCGGCAACAACCAGGGCAAACCGGUGUACCGGGUGGCCGAGAUUGUCGGCGUGGUGGAGACGGCCAAGAUCUACCAGUUCGGGCGCAGCCGCACGAACAAGGGCUUCAAGCUGAAGCACGGCAGCCAGGAGCGCGUCUUUCGGCUAGAGUUCGUAUCGAACCAGGACUUUUCCGACACCGAGUACCAGAAGUGGCUGACGGUGUGCGAGGCAACGGGGACAGCGCUCCCGACGGUGGACAUGAUCGACCGCAAGCAGCGCGACGUGAAGGAAGCUUCGCAGUACGAGUUCAAGGACGCCGAUAUCGAUCGGUUGAUCGAGGAAAAGAACCGCUUCCGGGCACAUCCGACCAACUACGCGAUGAAGAAAACGAUCCUCAUGAAGGAACGAGACGCAGCGCAAAUACGUGGUGACGACGACAUUGCGCGGGACCUCAGCUCGCAGAUACAGGAGAUCGAGGAGCGGGCGAGCACCCUGGACAAAAAGCGGAGCAGCAGUAUCAGCCUGAUCUCGUACAUUAACGACCGGAACCGGAAGCGCAACGUGGAGGACGCCGAGAAGGCGAUCAUGGAAGAGAAGCGGGCGAACCGGGGCCAAAAGAUCGAAGAUCCGUUCACCCGGCGCCAAACGCAACCGCGAAUGUCGUUCAAGAAGGACGAGAAGCGCGAAGAGCCGCAGAUGAUGGCCAUGCUGGCGCCACCACCGCCCGGGCUGGGCAAGAAGCGGCCCGACGAAAAGAAGUCUACCCAGGGUGGUCAAGCGGACAACAAUCUCUACUCGCUGCACGAUUUCGACAUCGAUCUGGAGGUUCCUCUGCCAAUAAGCAGCGUGAAUGUCCUUCCAAAGCCGGUGGAGAAACCGGUGCGUGAAUCCGGCCCAAAGCGUUCGCUGAAUCUGGAAGAUUACAAAAAGAAGCGAGGCUUGAUAUAAGCGCGCCCGUGGUGUAUAUUUGAGCCGGGUUGCGUUGUGUUACCGUUCCGUGUCAAGUUCCGCGCUCAGAACGACGAACACACAAGGUCGCAACCGACUUGGAAGGCGUGUUUUUCCUAACUUAUUUCAUAUUUUAUAUCUGCAACAAGCAAACAACUUGCCUCUCUCGUUAAUGCGCGCUUCGGUGAAAGGGGGUCGCUUUGCAGUUCCCCAAAAAGGCAGAGAUGAAACACAACAAAUGAACACUCAAGCAAUUAGUGGGACACGACAGGUUAGAGAGACUAGUGAGUAAACCGUUACUACGCAUCAAUAAUCAGUAAUUAUGAACAAAUCGGUAUGAGAUGAACCAGACCUGGGGUAGACAGUGUUGUAAGAAAUAAAAGAAACAAUUGCAGAAAUAAAGCGGUGCGGUUUCGGUAUCUACAAGCGGAACCGGGCUCCGA
Molecule: messenger RNA, 3390 nt
Organism: Anopheles bellator
Lineage: Eukaryota; Metazoa; Arthropoda; Insecta; Diptera; Culicidae
Gene: Rtf1
Product: RNA polymerase-associated protein Rtf1
Exons: 5
Coding region: 275-2947 (890 amino acids)
Cellular component (GO): Cdc73/Paf1 complex
Molecular function (GO): DNA binding; RNA polymerase II C-terminal domain phosphoserine binding
Source: RefSeq, a predicted model, not a curated record